UAUAAGAGCCAGAGCGCUGCGGCCGGAGCCUAUUGUUAGCCGGAGCCGGGGCGGUUCUGGGCGUCUGCUACCGGGGGCGCCUGAGUUUGCUGGAGCCGCCCGCCCUCCGCCGCCUGCCGGCCGACCUGCCCACCCGCCCUCCCUCCCAGCCCUGCCGCCCUGGGAACUCCCCGACCGUCGCCGCGGGCCCGGGACUCGCUAUCUCCUCUCUCCUUCCCACCCGGGCUAGGGCGGCGGCGGCGGCAGCGGGGGCGGCAGAGACCAUCACGGGAGGAGGCAGCUGCGGCGGGGCCGGGGAUGAUGGCAGACCAGCCGAGCCCUAUUUUAUGGAGCUAUAUGAGAUCGGAAAAGCUUCUGGGUUUCGAAGGCAGUGCAGAUUCUAAUCUUCAGUCCAUUCUUUACAACCACAUUUGAUCUUUGUAGGAGGCCGGUGAGAAUCUUCACCCUUGUGAAGAUCUAGAAUCCUAAUGCGCCUGGCUAACUGGUGGUGAGCAGGGGCUUUGGGGCCAACGCCGUGGGCUCCCCAAGGAAACCCCUUUGAAACCAAUGGAUGCAUUCACGGGCUCGGGUCUCAAGAGGAAGUUUGAUGAUGUGGAUGUGGGCUCAUCAGUUUCCAACUCCGAUGAUGAGAUCUCCAGCAGUGACAGUGCUGACAGCUGUGACAGUCUCAAUCCUCCUACAACUGCCAGCUUCACACCCACAUCCAUCCUCAAGCGGCAGAAGCAGCUGCGGAGGAAGAAUGUGCGCUUUGACCAGGUGACCGUUUACUACUUUGCCCGACGCCAAGGCUUCACGAGUGUGCCCAGCCAGGGUGGGAGCUCUCUGGGCAUGGCCCAGCGCCAUAACUCCGUGCGCAGCUACACGCUCUGUGAGUUUGCUCAGGAGCAGGAGGUGAACCAUCGGGAGAUUCUUCGUGAACACCUGAAGGAGGAGAAGCUCCAUGCCAAGAAGAUGAAGCUGACCAAGAAUGGGACGGUGGAGUCAGUGGAGGCCGACGGCCUGACCCUGGAUGAUGUUUCAGAUGAAGAUAUUGACGUGGAAAACGUGGAGGUGGAUGAUUACUUCUUCCUGCAGCCCCUGCCCACCAAGCGGCGCCGAGCCUUGCUGAGGGCUUCGGGGGUCCACCGCAUCGAUGCCGAAGAGAAACAGGAGCUUAGAGCCAUCCGCCUGUCACGGGAAGAGUGUGGUUGCGACUGUCGCCUGUACUGUGACCCAGAAGCCUGUGCCUGUAGUCAGGCUGGGAUUAAAUGCCAGGUGGAUCGCAUGUCCUUUCCGUGCGGUUGUUCCCGGGAUGGCUGCGGGAACAUGGCGGGGCGCAUUGAAUUUAAUCCGAUCCGGGUCCGGACUCAUUACCUCCACACCAUCAUGAAGCUGGAGCUGGAGAGCAAGCGGCAGGUGAGCCGCCCGCCAGCCCCGGACGAGGAGCCCUCACCCGCCGCCGGUUGCAGCCUGACGGGAGCCCAGGGCUCCGAGACACAGGACUUCCAGGAGUUCAUUGCUGAGAACGAGACGGCGGUCAUGCACCUGCAGAGUGCAGAGGAACUGGAGCGGCUCAAGGCAGAGGAAGACUCCAGCGGCUCUAGCGCCAGCCUGGACUCCAGCAUCGAGAGCCUGGGCGUGUGCAUCCUGGAGGAGCCGCUGGCCGUGCCCGAAGAGCUGUGCCCGGGCCUCACAGCCCCCAUCCUCAUCCAGGCUCAGCUGCCCCCGGGCUCCUCGGUCCUGUGUUUCGCCGAGAACUCAGACCACCCGGCCGCCUCGGCAGUGAACAGCCCGUCCUACUUGAACGGUGGGCCCCUGGUCUACUAUCAGGUGGAGCAGAGGCCAGUCCUGGGGGUGAAAGGAGAGCCUAGCGCGGAAGAAGUCCCGCCUUCUUUCCCCAAGGAGAAGGAUCUGAACGUCUUCUCUCUCCCGGUUACCUCACUGGUGGCUUGUAGCCCCACAGACCCAGCUGCCCUGUGUAAGUCAGAAGUGGGGAAAGCGUCCACCCUAGAGGCGCUAGUGCCCGAAGGCUGUAACCCUGACGAGCCUGAGAGCGAAGACUUCCGCCCCUCUUGGUCCCCCUCGAGCCUCCCCUUCCGCACGGACCAUGAAGAGGGCCGUGUGGUGGAGAAAACCUCACAGCAGAGUGAGGACAGGCCCCCCGAAGAUUCUUCCCUAGAACUCCCUCUGGCAGUGUGACCCGGGGAUGGAGAUUCUGCCUCUGACCCAUUCUCUAUUUAUUCCCUUAUUUUAUCUAACACCGUUUCAAAACAAAACUGUAGAAGCA
Neofelis nebulosa (Clouded leopard) is the source of this 2266-nucleotide messenger RNA. It is a transcript of the gene CSRNP2, whose product is annotated as cysteine and serine rich nuclear protein 2. The record is from RefSeq and is a predicted model, not a curated record. Lineage: Eukaryota; Metazoa; Chordata; Mammalia; Carnivora; Felidae. The transcript is spliced from 6 exons. Gene Ontology annotation, molecular function: sequence-specific DNA binding; DNA-binding transcription factor activity, RNA polymerase II-specific. Gene Ontology annotation, biological process: regulation of transcription by RNA polymerase II. The coding region runs from base 547 to 2178 and encodes 543 amino acids. Gene Ontology annotation, cellular component: nucleus.